AUCCUCCGGGAAUCGGGCCUCGAAUGCAGUUUGGACCCUGGCGGUUUUGGCUUGCUUGGUGGGGCACUGUGCAUUGUCUCGCGAGUCUCAUUGUCCAGUUCACCGCCCGGCAGAACCCCGUCUGUCUUCCUUGAGCUUGUUCCCAUCUCCCUUCCCCACCAAUUGAGCCAUCCCGGCGCGUAACGGGACAAUAAACAUGGCUUCCACCCCAAUGGACCUCGACGACGCACCUUCGGCAACGGCGACCCCAUCGUUCAAUCUCACGCGGGCUCUGGGAGCCAAUGUGCCCAGCACCACCGCCGUCAGCGAUGUGAUCGCAUCGUACAGACCGACCAAACUAUUCCAACGGGACGACAUCAAGGAGGGCAAAUCUCAACCAUCCAUCCUGUCCAUUGACUUCGACGACCCGGGAGAGCUUUGUAUGACGUCGGAGAGCGACGAGACCAUCCAGAUCUACAACGUCAAGGAUGGCCGGCACGACAAGAGCUUGCUGAGCAAAAAGUACGGCGUAAAACUGGCCAAGUUUACCCACACGAGCUCGAGCAUCAUCUACGCCAGCACUCAGCAGAAUGACGCGAUCCGUUACUUGGCAACGCACGACAACUCGUUUAUCCGCUACUUUGAGGGACACGAAGGCGCGGUCACCAACCUCGCGCUCCACCCCGGCGCCGACAAUUUCAUUUCCUGCAGCCUUGACAAUACGGUACGGAUAUGGAAUAUUGGGACGAAGCAGUGGACGGGCAAGCUCUUUUUGACCACACCGUACCUUUCGGCUUGGGACCCAUCGGGCAACGUUUUUGCCGUGGCGUCACCGGCAAGCGGGAGCAUCCUGCUUUACGACUACCGCAACUACGAAAAGGUGCCGUUCUCCGUCUUCGACGUUCUGAAGGCCCGCGGACCAGCCGACACAGAGGCUAGCUUCCGAGGCUGGACGAAACUCGAGUUCUCGAACGACGGGAAGCACCUUCUCUUGGGGUCGCGUGGCGACGGCCACUUCCUGCUGGACUCAUUCGACGGCAGUCUGAAGGCAUACUUGAAAAAGCCGGGUGCUAGCACGAGGCGCCUGGGCGUAGGGGAGUUGGAAGGAGGCAAUAUGGAGAGCAGCGGCGAAUGCUGCUUUGCCCCGGACGGCCGCUACGUAAUCAGCGGGGCAAAGUCAGACCUCCUCGUGUGGGACACGUUGGGGACGCCCGGAAGCGACAAAGUGCUCGAGCCGGCGCAUAUCCUGGAGGAGAAACGAGAGGCGGCUGUAGUGGCGUACAAUCCCCGGUACAACAUGAUUGCCUCGGCGGACCAAGACCUCAUGUUCUGGCUGCCUGAUCCUAAUGCAUAGGGCGGCGGAAUCGGGAGGGUUGUUUGGGGCUGUUUGAACUCAUGGCGCGGGCGGAUGCUGAAUGAUGGCAUCGGGAUGGAUCGAGAUACCCAUUGCAUAUUGCGGCGUUCAGGUGUAAACCGUGUUAAUUGUGAAGGUAUAUAUAUACAAGUAGAAUGGCAUCCUGGGAUUGACUCGGGGCGUCCAGGGGUGGGGCGCGAGAGCUCCCCGCAUUCGGCUGACCCCACUGAAAUGCAC
Messenger RNA from Chaetomium fimeti, 1570 nucleotides. RefSeq names its product WD40-repeat-containing domain protein. Gene Ontology annotation, cellular component: Set1C/COMPASS complex. The record is from RefSeq and is a predicted model, not a curated record. Bases 197 to 1333 code for a protein of 378 amino acids. NCBI's taxonomy places the organism in Eukaryota, Fungi, Ascomycota, Sordariomycetes, Sordariales, Chaetomiaceae. The transcript is spliced from 3 exons. Gene Ontology annotation, molecular function: chromatin binding; protein binding.